This is a messenger RNA of Tribolium madens (black flour beetle), 1621 nucleotides long. RefSeq names its product synaptic vesicle glycoprotein 2C-like. Bases 11 to 1564 code for a protein of 517 amino acids. Gene Ontology annotation, biological process: transmembrane transport. The transcript has 10 exons. NCBI's taxonomy places the organism in Eukaryota, Metazoa, Arthropoda, Insecta, Coleoptera, Tenebrionidae. Gene Ontology annotation, cellular component: membrane. Gene Ontology annotation, molecular function: transmembrane transporter activity. The record is from RefSeq and is a predicted model, not a curated record.
CCAAUGAAAUAUGCCCGUGAAUGGUAGCGACACCCCUUCAACCGAAAAUCCCACCGAGUUAGCCAGUUUCGAAGCAGCUAUUUCUGCUACCAAAUUCGGAAAAUUCCAUUUGUGCCUCUUCCUCCUCCUUAUUCCUGGAUCUUGGACAAGCACUUUUGAAGUUACCUCAAUGUCAUACGUGUUUCCUGCCGCUGAAUGUGACCUAAAUCUCACAAUUCAUGAUAAAGGCCACUUGAACGGAGGCGCUUAUUUUGGAAUGAUAGUAGGUGCUUUACUCUGGGGUUUUCUGUCUGAUACUUUAGGAAGAAAGUAUGUUUUGGUUCUAACGUUUUUACUGGAUUCGGUGAUGGUGGUAAUAAGUGGGUUUUCCCAAAGUUUGGCUAUGCUGUUGUUACUUAAAUUUUUUGGAGGAUUUUUCGCCAGUGGAACUUACACAGGUUUUACUUCAUAUAUUUUGGAAUUUUAUGCUUCAAAAUAUCGAUCAAAAGUUCAAAUGGUUAGGGGAAUUGUAGUAAGUGUAGGGACUGUAGUUUUGCCAAUUCUGGGGUGGAUUAUUAUGCCACUAGAUAUAACACUCAAUCAUCGCAACUUUCUUGUUUUUCAUUCAUGGAAUAUUUUUUUAUUUGCGUGUGCACUUCCGUCGUUUCUUAGUGGAGUAAUUUUUAUUUUCAUGCCUGAAAGUCCAAAGUUUCUUAUGACUGUUGGUCGCAAUCAUGAUGCUCUUAAAAUUUUUCAAAAAAUCUACAGUUUUAAUACUGGGAAACCCAAAGAAGAAUUUCCAGUAAAAAGUUUAGUUGAAGAAACGAUAGAGAGAAAUGAAGAAAGAAAACAUGGUGGUUUUGUUACAGCUAACAGGACAAAAAAGCAAGCUUUAAGAGAAGGUUGUCAACAAGUUAAACCAGUUUGUCACCCUCCUCACCUUAAAUCUCUAAUUCUAGUUUGUACGAUUCAGUUUUUAAAUAUGUUUAGCAUACAAUCUAUUCGUCUUUGGUUGCCUCAAAUUUUUCAGUCCAUUAGCGACUACAAAAGACAAAACAAUGAAACAACUGCAAGUCUUUGUAAAAUGUUAAAGUUGAUAAAUCCACCACAAUCAUCAAAGUGUCAAUUCAAUGUUUCUUCGUCGGUUUAUUUUAGCACAAUGAUAAUUGCAAGUGUAUCGAUUACAAACUACAUAAUCGUAGUACUAUUGAUUAAUAAAUUGGGCAAGAAAAUUUUAAUCUUUGGAUCCUGUCUUUUGGGUGGAAUUUGUGCCUCAUCGCUUUAUUUUGCCCAAACUACGACCGCAGUCUUAAUUUUAUCUUCUCUUUUUAUAUCCAUGGGAGGCAUUUCUCUAAACGCCGCUACAGUUGUUACUGCAGACCUGUUUCCAACAACUUUGAGAUCUGUCACAAUUUCUUUUACAAUGGUUUCAGGACGGUUAGCUGCAAUGCUUGGUAAUGUUAUAUUCCCAUUUCUACUCAAAGCUGGUUGUGCUCCCCCGUUCCUCGUUGUUGGAUCUUUGAUUAUUGUCGGGUCAGGACUUAGCAUUCUCCUGCCUAACACCGAACUAAAAGCACUGCAAUAAUUACUUUUCUAUUUUAAAUUUGUGUAAUUAUAAGUAAAUAAAAUAAAACAAAAAACA